AGGGUACUGUUCUGGAAUCUGAUCGUGGAGUAGUUGGCGGAGUACAGAACUCACUCCAGUCGGCUUUGGAUUUAAUGGCCAAUGUCAUGGGAAUAAUUAUUUCCAAUCCUCAGGCCAGCCUCUGUUGACUUUUUGAACUCAAACGGAAUAAAUUAAGAAUUGGAGGCAGAUAAACCUUGUCUUUCAAAAUAAAUCAAAAUCGAAUAUUGCUGCAGAUUACUAUAAAGUGCUUGUACACCGAUUUCAGCAUCAAUUACCCCGCGGAGUUUACAUUCCGAGCUCGAUCUGUUGGAAGUAUCAAACCUCCUGGAACUGAAGAUAAGGUACAAUCUGCUUAAGAUGGCAGAGAAAAACGGCGGAUGUAAACAAAGGUCUUACCAAAGGUACAAAGGAGGUCAUAGGGCAAUGGCAAACAUAGAAAUGUCACCUGUUAUGUUUCCAUCAUGUGUAUCUGAGAGUGAGGGCAAGACAGAGAUUCUAGACAGCAAGUCAACGAGAUCUGUGUCGCCACAUGGUUCUCUUCUGCUGAGAAUGUGGGAAUUUUCGGUUGGCUUAUAUAUGAUCAGCAUUUGGCCUGAAUCCUUACUUCUUGCUGCCAUCUAUGGAGUGGUUGAAUCUUCCUCUACGGCCUUGUUCGGUCCAACUGUUGGACAACUGGUGGAUAAGCUCACAUAUCCUAAGGUCCUCAGGCUCUGGCUCUUGACACAGAAUUUCUCGUUCAUGACUGCUGGAGCUGCAGUCACAAUUUUGCUCUCUUGCCCAAAUUUGAAGUCAACAAAUUUUGCAGCUUUCAUAUCACUCAUCUCGAUAACAAACAUAUCUGGAGCUGUGGGCGUGCUUUCUACUCUUGCCGGAACCAUCCUAAUCGAAAGAGAAUGGGUGGUGGUGAUCUCAGAAGGUCAACCUCCAGGGCUGCUGACAAGGAUGAAUUCAGUCAUUCGAAGGAUUGAUCUGAUCUGCAAGCUGUUUGCUCCCAUGGUUUCAGGAUUCAUAAUCAGCUUUGUCUCGUUGAGAGCUUCUUCUGUGGCUUUCGGACUACUCAGUACCAUCUCCGUUUGGUUUCAGUAUUCGCUUUUUGUAUCCGUGUAUAAUGGGAUCCCUUCUCUGAGUGAAAGCAACCAAAGGAGAAUAACCCCGAAAGCUUCAUCUUCAUGGGGUGAUGACAGUGAACAAAACUACUCGGCUCUUGAGGGAGAGACUUCGAAGUUCUGCAGGAAGGGUUAUUCCACGUCUGCUGAAAGUAGCCAACGGGGGAACUGUGCUGAGCAGGUCUUAAAGAUCCCACUUUUUGGGGCAUGGAAAACUUACUUAGAGCAAGAAGUUUUACUUCCUGGGGUUUCACUGGCCUUACUGUACUUCACCGUCCUGAGCUUUGGAAUUUUGAUGACUGCUACACUAGAGUGGGAAGGAACACCGCCGUUUGUAAUCGGGAUCGCACGUGGAAUAAGUGCGACAAUCGGGAUUGCUGCAACACUUGUUUAUCCUGCCUUGCAGUCUCGUAUUUCGACCAUUCGAACUGGGCUCUGGUCCAUUUGGUCUCAGUGGACCUUCCUCCUCGUAUGUGUUGCCUCGAUUUGGGUCAAAGACAACCAUGUCUCGGCCUAUAUGCUGAUGGGAGGUGUGGCCACAUCCCGUCUCGGACUGUGGAUGUUUGACUUAGCUGUCAUUCAGCAGAUGCAGGAUGAAGUUCCCGAGUCCGAUCGGUGCGUCGUGGGAGGAGUUCAGAACUCGCUUCAGUCCAUCCUCGACCUGAUGGCAUAUGUCAUGGGAAUAUUCAUAUCAAAUCCUCAGGACUUCUGGAAGUUGAUGAUACUAUCGUUUCUCGCUGUUACUCUGUCUGCUCUGCUCUAUACUGUAUACGUUUAUCGUGUCCGGAAGCACUUAAUCCACUGGGAGAAGAUCUGCUGCUGGAUUUUCGACUCGUAAGCAAAGAAUCUUCUGAAGAAACGAGGCGAUAGUGGAGACUUACUCGACUUCAGUGUUGGAGCUUCUUCUCUAGAGCCGAUAGUUAACUAUUAAGGCGGUACGAUGUUGCGAUUGCUAAAUCAUAUUAACAUUUGGUCAAAGUAAGCUGGUCAAAGAGGUUUUGGUCAAAAGACUCUUGUUGUCAAAGUCGACUGCUUCAUAAGGGGGUUCUAGUGCAGUCUUAUAAAACGCGAAUUCGGAACUAAGAGAUUUUGAAUUCAAUCACGUUUUAGGUAUUUCUUUCUCUUUUUUUUUUUUUAAAUUUCUACUUGUACUAGACUCAUGCAUAUUUCUUAUAAUAAAAAAUGAUUAUUUCAGUA
Molecule: messenger RNA, 2285 nt
Organism: Punica granatum (pomegranate)
Lineage: Eukaryota; Viridiplantae; Streptophyta; Magnoliopsida; Myrtales; Lythraceae
Source: RefSeq, a predicted model, not a curated record